Molecule: messenger RNA, 348 nt
Organism: Prorocentrum cordatum
Lineage: Eukaryota; Dinophyceae; Prorocentrales; Prorocentraceae
Source: the annotation of a GenBank genome assembly
GAUGCUCACGAAUUCUCAGCGAACUUGGUGCGAAAAUUCAUGCCGACCAUGGUCGUGGAGAAGUACCAGUUCCGCGGCAUGAGGCAGCGAAAGAUGAAGGUGGACAUCGCCUUCAAAGAGCUCGCUCUCACGUUGCCAAGCGGGGCCAAGGUGCUGGAAGGUGUGACAGGAGAGUUCGAGGCCGGCAAGAUGUGCGCCAUCCUGGGGCCGUCGGGGGCAGGCAAAACGACGUUCAUGAACGUGCUGUGUGGCAAGGCUACCUACGGUACGAUGGACGGAGAGGUGCUCAUCAACGGGGUCCCCGGGGACAUAUCUUCGAUCAAGUCCCUCACAGGCUUCGUCCCGCAG